AUGCUAUGCUCGCCCGUUGAGUCUCCGAAAGAUCCAUCGCCCAGUGAUAAUACGAGUAUCGCCCAUAUCAAUCUUAAUCAGACUCCUCCCGAUAACAACCGCCAUAAACUCAUUAUAAAAGGAAACCACGGAAUGCUGAGAGAGGAAAACAGAGAUUUCGAAAUUCAAAAAUCUCAACAUGAGAAGGACUGUUUUGAUGUAGAUGAAAGAGCUCACGGAGAUCUAAAUUUAGGUGAAAAAAGAAAGAAUAUGGAUGCAUUCAUAACUAAAGACACAUCUGCUGUAAUCAAAGAUGCACAGAAGUUAUUUGAAAUGCUUGAUGGACUAGUGGAGGAAAUUGGAGAGGAAAAUGUUGUUCAGGUUGUGAUUGAUAGUGCUUCAGCUUAUGUAAAAGCUGGGGACUUAUUGAUGGAAAAGAGAAAGAAAUUAUUUUGGUCUCCUUGUGCGGCUCACUGUAUUGACAAUAUAUUGGAGGAUAUAGGUGAAUUGUUGAUGUUUAAAGAUACAAUAAAGAAAGCUAGGGAAGUUUGUGUUUAUAUUUAUAGGCAUGCUUGGGUUCUUAGCAUGUUUAGAAAGUUUUCUGAUAAGAAGGAGUUAAAAAGAGCCGGAGUUACAAGAUUUGCUACAACUUUUCUCACAUUAAAGAGUUUUGAGGAAAAUAAACUUCCACUUAGAGCAAUGUUUGCUUCAGAGGACUGGGUAAAGAGUCAGUAUGCUUCCAAGCCAGAAGCAAAAAGGGUGGGCACAAUUAUGUUAUCUGAUGUUCGAUUUUGGAAAUCAGUUAAGUAUUGUCUAAAGUGUGUGAGUCCAAUAGUCAAAGUUUUAAGACUCGUUGAUGGGGAUGCCAAACUGGCUAUGGGGUAUAUUUAUGAAGUAAUGGAUAGGGCAAAGGAACAAAUUGCGAACAAUUUCAAUAAGCAACUGACAAAGUAUGAGCGAGUUUGGAAAAUUAUUGAUACAAGAUGGGAUUUGCAACUCCAUAUGCCACUUCAUGCAGCUGGUUAUUUUCUUAAUCCCAAGUAA
This is a messenger RNA of Mercurialis annua (annual mercury), 1023 nucleotides long. RefSeq lists its product as uncharacterized. The record is from RefSeq and is a predicted model, not a curated record. Lineage: Eukaryota; Viridiplantae; Streptophyta; Magnoliopsida; Malpighiales; Euphorbiaceae. The coding region runs from base 1 to 1023 and encodes 340 amino acids. The transcript has 5 exons.